ACCGGAAGAAGGUCAACAUUCCCCAUAUUCAAGAUGGCGGCCCCCUUGUGUCAGUGUUAUCAGGUAUGUUUGAAAAAAUACUCUUUGGCAUUCCCUUCAUCCUUCCUGCUGCUGCACAACAGAGCAAAUGUCUUCAGAAUACGGAGCGUUCUCACAAGGACUUCCCAGGUGCCUCAGUCCUCACUUCUCCAGGCUAGAUAUUUGUCAGGGGAGAGGGGCGGAGGAAGAAAAGGCUUCUUCGGUGAAUUCCUGGAUAACUUGAAGCAGGAGAUGAGCAAAAACAAGGAAAUGAAAGAAAACAUCAAAAAGUUCCGGGACGAAGCAAAAAAACUUGAAGAGUCUGAAGCAUUGAGGCAAGCGCGUCGGAAAUACAAAACAAUUGAGUCUGAAACAGUAAAGACCUCUGAGGUUCUCAAAAAGAAGUUGGGGACCCUCUCAGAGACAGUAAAGGAGGGGCUGGAGGAGGUCAGUCGUACAGAAAUUGGAAAGAAAAUCAAAGAGGGGAUGGAAGAGGCUGCCAAGACGGCAAAGACAUCAGCAGAGAGCGUCUCGAAGAGUGGAGAGAUGUUGGGAAAGACCGGCGCAUUCAAAGCUAUAUCACAGGGUAUGGAGAGUGUAAAGAAAGAGAUCGGCGAUCUGGGCCACACUGGCCCAUACCGGCCCCCACCUCGGCUCAGGAAGAGGACUGAAUUUUCCUCAAAGGGGUCAUCAGAUGGCAACAAGGUCUUUGAAGCCAAUGAGGAAGCCAUGGGUAUGGUGCUUCACAAGGACUCCAAAUGGUACCAGCAGUGGAAAGACUUUAAAGACAAUAAUGCGGUCUUCAAUAGGUUCUUUGAAAUGAAGAUGAAGUAUGACGAAAGUGACAACGCUUUGAUCAGAGCAUCGCGGGCAGUCACCGACAAAAUGACUGACCUCGUAGGCGGACUUUUCUCCAAGACGGAAAUGUCUGAGGUACUGACGGAAAUCUUGAAGUCGGACCCGUCCUUUGACAAAGAUUCUUUCCUCAAGCAGUGCGAGCAUGACAUCAUCCCUAAUGUUCUCGAGGCGAUGAUCAGAGGAGAGCUGGAGGUGUUGAAGGACUGGUGUUAUGAAGCGACAUACAGCCAACUAGCACACCCGAUCCAACAAGCCAAGGCCAUGGGAUUUCAAUUCCACUCAAAGAUCCUGGACAUUGACAGCAUUGAUCUGGCCAUGGGGAAGAUGAUGGAUCAGGGUCCUGUAUUGAUCAUCACCUUCCAAGCUCAGUUAGUGAUGGUAAUACGAAAUACCAAAGGAGACGUAGUGGAAGGUGACCCUGAUAAAGUUCUGAGGAUGAUGUACGUGUGGGCCCUCUGUCGAGACCAAGAGGAGCUCAACCCGCAUGCUGCCUGGAGACUACUUGACAUCUCUGCCUCAAGCACCGAACAGAUCCUUUAAGACUCUUUGACAUCUGCAGAAGCAACACUCGCCCACCCGGAGGAGUGAACAUUCUCUAUCUGAACACUGUGUAAUCAAAGGGGGGGGCAAAUCGAGAGGCAGCUCACUGCAGAAAAUGUUUCUGCUUCAUUAUGGUGUCUCACACAAGGGGGCGGUAGAGUACCAACACUGCUCAUGCACCUGGAACCAAGUCUGAAAGACUCAGUUCAGGUAAUAUGUGGAAACCAAAAAAAAAAAAAGAAUACUACAAUUUUUUUCCCUAAUCAUAUUUGUUAUUCCCCAUUAUGGCUGGGUAUAUCACCCUGAUUCCUUGUUUGUAUGAUAAUCAUCCAUUGCCAUGGUCAAACUGUCAAAAAAACAUAUUUAUUCGGAAAAAUAAAUAUAAGCCCCCUUCCCUUCCACACGCACACACACUAGUAGAUAUUUUGGGAAAUAAAUGUCAUGUUGAUAAGAAUCAAAUGUACAGUCCAAGCAAUUUUUAUGGUUUCUUUCCUGGGUGUUAACAAUGUCUGCACACAAGUCAUUAUUUUUAGAUUAAAAUUCAGUCUAAAUUGUGAA
Molecule: messenger RNA, 1974 nt
Organism: Syngnathus typhle (broad-nosed pipefish)
Lineage: Eukaryota; Metazoa; Chordata; Actinopteri; Syngnathiformes; Syngnathidae
Gene: timm44
Product: translocase of inner mitochondrial membrane 44 homolog (yeast)
Exons: 13
Coding region: 34-1416 (460 amino acids)
Biological process (GO): protein import into mitochondrial matrix
Cellular component (GO): mitochondrial inner membrane
Molecular function (GO): protein-folding chaperone binding
Source: RefSeq, a predicted model, not a curated record